This is a messenger RNA of Mixia osmundae IAM 14324, 4326 nucleotides long. RefSeq lists its product as uncharacterized. Lineage: Eukaryota; Fungi; Basidiomycota; Mixiomycetes; Mixiales; Mixiaceae. Bases 1 to 4326 code for a protein of 1441 amino acids. The record is from RefSeq and is a predicted model, not a curated record. Gene Ontology annotation, biological process: intracellular signal transduction. Gene Ontology annotation, molecular function: guanyl-nucleotide exchange factor activity. The transcript is spliced from 6 exons.
AUGGCAGCCCACCAAAAUCGUCGGCAUGACGCCUACCAGAACAUCUUCGGCAGACCUAACCCUGUCCUACCACUAGCAGAACAGAACCUGCAGGCUAGUCAGGCCAUGGUACCGCCUGCCCAUCCUCAAGCCUAUUCGCACUACGCCGGCGGACAAUCCCAGCAUCAUCCUGCCAGUGCCAGUGCUCAUGCCCAACUGCAGGAUGGCUACGCUGCUACUCAGCAGUACACCAACGAUAGGUAUAACAAUCAAUCUGCCUACCCGCAGCCGCCCCAGAUCCAGAGACAGUACUCGGGAGGAGCGCCAAGAGUACAGCUGCAGAUGACUCCGGCUCAUGCUGGCGCUGAUCCUGGCAGAGGCAACGCCUACACGAGCGAUCACUCGAGAGGGAGUAGCUACGACUAUGCAAAUACGGCCGCCAAUCAUCAAGCUGGCGUAUCGACCACAUCGCGACGGUCUAGCUCUAAUUCGCUCGCUCCCAUGAUGUAUGCGCACUCUUCGGGCGGAUCAUCGGGCUACGAACCUCCUGUCAGACCUCAAUCUCAGCAGCGCUACUCCCAAUAUGCUCAGCCUACACCUGCUGCACCUUAUCAGCAGCAGCCGCAGCAGAGCGCGUCUCCUCAUCCGCCAUACCGAACAUUACCGCCUGUUCCGUCUCAGCACCGAUCGACGAGCAGUAAGGAUACGACUUAUAGCGCUACUCAGUAUGCCUACCCGUCAGGGGCACCGUCAAGCGGUCAAGCCUACUAUGACGCGUACGACCAAAACGCUCGCAAUAUGCCUCCGCACGCAGUGUCCGCACAAGGCUCAGAUACGUCUCUGGGCCGAAGAAUGAGCGGCAAUGCUAGAGCUCUGCCAAGUUUGCCGUCACCUCCCGGUACAUCAUAUGGAACCAAUGGUCGGCCGCAGUCUUCUCCGACCACGCCAAGGUUACCAACAAUCGAAAUGCAGCCCGAAGAGGCAUACACAGGCUAUGACUGGUUCAGCUCUGCCCCCUCGAGCUUGCACAGAGCGAGUAGUGGCGAAUCGCGCUCUGACGGCCUGCGCAUGACGCCCGUCGAUCGACCCCUUUACAGCAAUGACUCAUCUGCGGAAUAUCACGAUCGCUUUACAGACGAGACCAGUUUCACAGGCUUUACCUCCAAUGCACAGUCACGCAGGGGUUCGGCGGACAGUGACGCAAACUCGUUCUACGGUCGCCUGUCUGGCGAUGCGCUAACACCACUGGUCGGCGUCCCCGGACAAGCUCGCUAUCAAGCUAUUCAUGAUCAGCUUGACAACGGUCCGGUUCAGGCAGUUGCAGGCAUGAUGCAUGGCGCUCGUCGCUCUUCCGAAUCCGUUCGAGUGCAGCCAACCCAGCCGCGGCAAUUCAAUGCGCAUCAAGACCGCGCUUUCUCUUUCUCUGGGCCGGAGCGACCUCAGAUGCGAGCCUCGACAGCAUCUAGCUCAAGCCAAGUGCUCGUUCACAGGCGAUCUCCAAUCGUCUACCCUGCGCUGCUUUCGAGAGUCGCAGAAGCGUUCAUGAUGCGCAUCGUUCUGUCUGAGCGCGUCAAGGACGGUCUGUCGUACAAGGAGUCAUUCGAUGGGCGAGAAGCCGUCGAUAGGAUAGCAAGCAUCAUCAAAACGACCGAUCGUAACCUCGCGCUCCUGCUCGGUAGAGCUCUGGAUGCGCAAAAGUUCUUCCACGAUGUCACGUACGACCAUCGACUACGAGAUACCCCAUACGAGAUCUACCAAUUUCGUGAGCGAAUCACAAAUUCGUUUCAUUCUGGCGACGAAGCGCUGCAUGGAGGACUUGCUCGCCGACCGUCAAUCACCGACACGAUGUUAUCAGAGGACAUCAUGAUCCCCAGCGGCGUAUUCACUCUGCUGACCGAUUGCUAUUCGCCUACUUGCACUCGCGACCGGCUCUGCUACAGCAUCGCCUGUCCACGUAGACUGGAGCAGCAAGCACGACUGAACAUCAAGCCAAAACCUGGGUUGCAGAACACGACAACUCAGGAUAUUGCUGGCGAUGGUGAUUUGAGAGAGCCCGGCACAUUGUGGAUCAGCUCGGUCCCUCAAGAAAUCAUCGACAGCGUCUCUGAUACAGAGAAGAAGCGACAGGAAGCUAUCAAUGAGGUCAUCUAUACCGAGCGUGACUUUAUCAAAGGUCUCGAAUACAUGCGCGAUAGCUGGAUGAAGCCCCUCAAAGCAACCGGAUCACCCUUGCCGGAAUCACGACGGGAAGACUUUGUGCAGCAAGUCUUCUGGAACGUUCAGGAGAUCUUGGCAGUUAAUAUCAGGCUGUGUGAGCUGCUGGAACAACGGCAACGUCAGUCGCAUAUUGUCGACCGGAUAGGCGACCUCUUGCUUGAUGCUGUGCCACAUUUCGGCCCGUUCGUCAAAUAUGGAGCGCAUCAGCUGUAUGGCAAAUACACUUUCGAGACCGAGAAGAGCAGCAAUCCAGCGUUUGCAAAGUAUGUCGACGAGACGGAGCGUUUGCCGGAAUCUCGCAAGCUGGAGCUCAACGCUUACCUCACCAAACCUACGACGCGUUUAGCCCGUUACCCUCUCCUGCUCGAAGUCGUCGUCAAAUAUACGCCGGAGGGGCAUCCAGACAAAGCGGCACUCACGCAAGCUGUCAAGAUCGUCAGGGAGUUCUUGCGCAAGGUGAAUAUCGAGAGUGGCAAGAGCGAAAACCGUUUCAAUCUUGCGCAACUUGACCAACAGCUCGUCUUCAAGAACGGCGAAGCUGUCGAUCUACGGCUGCGCGAGGAGAAUCGCGAGAUGAUCUACAAGGGACCACUGAAGAAGCGAGGCGGCACUCAGAGCGAAAGCGCUGAGCUACAGGUCUUCCUGUUUGAUCAUGCUCUCCUCAUGGUCAAGCAGAAGAUCGCCAACAAGAACGAGCAGCUCAAAGUCUACCGCAAGCCAAUCCCGCUCGAGCUUCUCGUCGUUACCGUACUCGAUGACUUGGCGCAGAGCAAAGGCAGCGGAGUCAGACCCAAGUCUCUCAUGUCGCGCACUUCGACGGGCGGCAAGCCAACUCAACAGCCCGUGCCGCAAAGCAAAAAUGGCUUUGCCGUUACCUUCACCAAUCUAGGGCGGAAGGGCUACAGUAUCACAUUGUGGUCACCUUCUUGGGCAGGUCGCAAAAAAUGGCUCGAGAAGAUCGAACAGCGACAGACCGAGCUCCGAGAACGCAGUCUCAUCUUCCAACCGGAGAUCUUGACGGAGGGUUUCUUCAGUGGCGCCAACAAGAUCACGUGUGCAGCGCCAUACGCGAAUGCUCAACAGGUCGUCAUUGGCACAGAUAAUGGUGUCUAUCUUGCAGACCUGCACCGACGGAGCAAGCCGGUCAAAGUCAUUGCCCUUGUCAAUGUGACACAAGUAGACGUCCUUGAAGAUUAUGGCAUUCUCAUCGUUCUCGCAGACAAGACUGUGCAGACGUUCUUCAUAGACAAUCUCGACCCGAACGACGCUGUCGGGGCAGCCAAGCGCGCGAGGAAAAUAUCCUCAAGUGCGACAUUCUUCAAGACCGGCCAGUGUCUUGGCAGGACGCUCGUCUGCGUGGUCAAAUCUGGGUCUGUCUCGAGCACGAUCAAGACGCUCGAGCCUAUCGAAGCACGGCAAGGCGGCAAAAAGGCAGCGCCUCUGCGCAAGUUCUUGCAAGGGAACACCGAAUCUCUGCGCGUCUUCAAGGAGUUCUACAUACCUACUGAGUCCAGCUCGAUAUAUUUCCUCAAGUCCAAGUUAUGUGUCGGCACUUCGAAAGGCUUCGAAAUCGUCGAUCUCGAGACCCUCGACACGCAAGGUCUGCUCGAUCCGGCCGAUUCCUCGCUCGACUUUGUGUCGAAGCGCGAUAAUCUUCGACCCCUCGCGAUCUUCCGCAUCGAUGGGGAGUUUCUGCUCUGCUACGAUGAAAUGGCUUUCGUUUGCAACAAGUCUGGUUGGCGCGCGAGGACCAAUUUCCUCAUACAGUGGGAGGGGCACCCAACUGCCUUUGCGUUACACUACCCAUACAUCUUGGCAUUCGAGCCGAGUUUUGUCGAAGUGCGGCACGUCGAGUCUGGUGCGCUCAUGCAGAUCAUACCGGGCAACAACCUGCGCUGCCUGUUCUCCGACACGCCCUCUUCGUCGCCAUCGCACGCUUACUCUGGCUAUCCUGCCUACAAGCCUCAGGGAGUCUACUCAUACAACCAGGUCCGAGACGGCCACUUUGGUCCCUCGAUCCAAGACAUCUCUCGCAGCCAAAUCCUCUUCCUGGGUCAAGAGAAGCUUCUGGCCAUGCGUCCUGCACCCGUCUCGCCACCUAUACCGAACAAUACCUCCUCACCCAGGUGA